Molecule: messenger RNA, 8041 nt
Organism: Peromyscus maniculatus bairdii (prairie deer mouse)
Lineage: Eukaryota; Metazoa; Chordata; Mammalia; Rodentia; Cricetidae
Biological process (GO): regulation of immune system process; regulation of cytokine production; negative regulation of transcription by RNA polymerase II
Cellular component (GO): nucleoplasm; nucleus
Molecular function (GO): DNA-binding transcription repressor activity, RNA polymerase II-specific; RNA polymerase II cis-regulatory region sequence-specific DNA binding
Source: RefSeq, a predicted model, not a curated record
AUCGUAUGUUCUCUCGUUCCAACAUUCUCUACUUCCACUCUCCGGCGUUGAAACUCUCCUGGGGAGUCUGGAGAAGCACGGCCUUCUGGGAAAUGUAGUUCACUUUAAAAGCUGAGACACAUGGCGGAAGUGGCUGGAGAGAGGUUGUUCCGGAUCGUCUCAGUGCCCUACCCGACCUAACCGGGUGCUGUCCUGGUUGGUAUUCGCUGGUCCUCUGAGUUCGUAGCCCGUGGGGUCGCAGUUAUACUUUUGAGUUCUGCAGUUUUCCCAAAGUGCCCAGAACAGAGAAGCAUGGCUAUUGUGGAUGUCAACACUGUGUUCAAGGAGUUGGUGGUGUUCAGGGAUGUGGCUGUGGAGUUCUGUAGAGAGGAGUGGGAGUGCCUGGACCCUCGCCAGAGAUCUUUGUACAGAGAUGUGAUGUUGGAGACCUAUGGGAACUUUGUGUCACUGGGACUUGCCAUUUCUAAGCCGUCAGUAAUUUCACUGCUGGAGCAAGGCAAAGAGCCGUGGAUGGUGGAGCAAGCAGGAUGGUAUCCAGAUUUGCUGUCUGUAAAUGAAACUAAGAAUUUAUCUCUAGAGAGUGGCAUCUUUAGAAAGGAAUCAUUUAAAUGGAAAAUAAUAGAAAGAGUUGGUAAUUCUUGCCUUGAGGAAUCCUGUUUUGGAAAUGAUUGGAAACUUGAGACACAACCGGAAUCUACAGAGGAAUAUUUACAGAGAGUGACAGCCCCGUUGGAAAAGAUGUCAACUGAAUUCAUUCAGCCUACACCCAUUGCUCUAAGUGAAAUGACUCACUCUGAAACAAAACACAAUGAACAGGAAGCAGGUGAAACUAUUACUCAGCAGGUAAAAAUUCCUACCAAUGACAAUGAAGUGUACGAGAACACCUUUAUCUAUUACACAGAUCAGAUGAAGCAUCAGCAGGAUUUUGCUGGCGAGAAAUGUGAUGAAUUGAAGGAGUGUAGCAGAGGAUUUGCGUAUGACUUCCAACUUGCCCCAUAUCAGAUCAAUAAGAAGCCCUAUCAGUGUGAGAUCUGUGGCAAGAUCUUUGAAAAGCAUGCUUACCUCGUUCAGCAUAAUCGCUUUCACACUGGUGAAAAGCCCUGUGAGUGCAAAGAAUGUGGGAAAGCCUUCACUAACUGCUCCCUGCUCGUCCAGCACCAGAGAGUCCACACGGACGAGAAGCCCUAUGAAUGCAAACAUUGUGGGAAGGCCUUCCUCUACUUCUCGACGUUUUUUCAACAUCAGAGAACGCACACCAAUGAGAAGCCUUACGAGUGUCACAAAUGUCAGAAGGCCUUUAACAAGAGUGCAAAUCUCACCAGACAUCAAAGAAUCCACAGUGGUGAGAAACCCUACGAGUGUAACUUAUGUGGAAAGACUUUUACUUGGGCUUCCAACUUGAAUGAUCACCAGAAAAUUCACACUGGUGAAAAACCUUACGAGUGUAACUAUUGUGAGAAGGCCUUUCUCUGUCACUCAGCAUUCAUGAAACACUAUAGAACUCACACUAAUGAGAAGCCCUAUGAGUGCCAGGAAUGUAUGAAGGCCUUUAGGCAGAAAGCACAUCUCAUCCAGCACCAGCGAGUUCACACUGGUGAGAAACCGUACGAAUGUAAGGAGUGUGGCAAGGCCUUCGCUUGUCCUUCAUACUUUAAUAGACAUCAGAGAAUUCACACUGGGGAGAGGCCUUAUGAAUGUAAAGAAUGUGGGAAGGCUUUUAUUGAUUGUAAAACUCUAAUUCUACACCAGAGGAUCCACACUGGUGAGAAACCCUUUCAAUGCCAGCAGUGCAGCAAGGCCUUUAGGUAGAGGUCCCAUCUAACCCAACAUCAAAGAAUCCAUACCAGUGAGAAGCCCUAUGAAUGUAAGGAAUGCAGACAGGCCUUUACUUGGCUCUUACAGGUGAAGAAGCACCAGAGAAUACACACAAUGGGAGAAAUCUUGUGUAUUUGAAUACUGUCCUUUAUUUAUUGAACAGUCCUUAUUCAACAUCUUCACAUACAUAUGGAAGAAAAGUGUUGAUAAGAUAAGAAAUAUGGGAAACACCUUUAUGUGUCCCUCAGCUACCCAGACCCUGCUGAGAAAAGCCUGGAAGUGAGGUGUGUGGAACCCCUCACAUCGUACUUAAAGUUGUGUAAUUUAUACUGUGAUGAUUAGAACAGGAAGCCCUCGCUUUUUUCAGCUAUUACAGAAUAAGAGUUUGUAAGAGAAGACCAUCUGAUGGUUGUCCCUUUUUUUUCUUUAUAAUCUAGUUUAUUCAAUAUUAAUUUACAUAGGAAAAAUAAAAAUUAAAUUAUGAAUAGAAAUACUAAUUACCAGUAAAAGGGUUACAUUUAGUUGUAACUAUAGAAAUUGCCACAUAGAGAACAGUGUGGACAUUCUCAGUGUAGAAGCUAUCCCAUGCAUCAUUUGCCAGUAUUUACCUGUAUUUUAUUAUCAGUUAACUUCAGCUCUGCUUCAGACUGCUGCCUUUUUAGCCAGUAGUAAGUGAGGUUAUUGUGAGGAUUGAGUGAACUUAGUAAAAGGGACCUUUGGCAUAGUCACUAGCAAGGAGGAAUGAUUAGGAAAUAUUAGGAAUCAUAUUUAUGAUAGUCUUCGUUAUUAUUUUUGGAAUGCUCAUCUGCAUUUUAUUAAAGACAUCUCCUGUCAGCUUGAUCCAUAUCAAAGCUUUCAUAACGAGUUCUGGAAUGAAAAUGAUUGGAACAUGAGCAGAUAAUCACUUCAGCUUCAGUUGAACCAGACAGUUGACUCUGGCGAGACGGCAUGAACUCAGUAAAGGUGAGAUCAGAGUGUCCUCCACAGCAGAAACAGUGUAUGUUUUCUUACUCAGGAUAGUCAUAUUUACACAGGAUGUGAAUUAGAACAAUUUGUAAUCUCUAACUAUCACUAUAUGACUCGGCUUACAUGAAAAAUGCAGCAGUUUGCUUCAGUGUGAAAGAUAAGCAGCUCUAUAUACUAAAACCUGAUGAGAUUCAUUUGCCUAAAUGCUAUCAAAUAUUCAAUUGGAAAAAAGAACAAAUCCUAGAGUUGACAGCAGAAAUACAUAUUAUAUACAAUAAUUGAUCAAUGAAUUUAAAUAAGUUUUUAAGAAGCAAUAAAAUGGAUAACAACUUUGAAAGCUUUUCCCAAAGCAUCUGAAACAUAGACUAGAUUUUCCAGGUCCUAAGGAGACAUUUGAAGGACAUUUGAAGAUACAGCAAUCAGUGCUAACGGGAAGGAGGUAGAACAUUUUCAAGCAGAAAUAUAUUCAGUUGGUUUGGGUGGGUUUUGUUUUGAGACAGGGUCUCUCUUAACCUGGUGGCAGUCCUGCUCCAUCCAUUGAGUGCUGGAUUAGAAGUCUGUGCUGCCACACUGGCUUGAGUUCAGAGCUGUAAGCCUGCCAAGCACGUGUUCUGCCACUUUUUCCCUGAGACAUGGUCUUGCUAAAUUGCCUAGGCAGGCCUUGAACUCAUGGUCCCCAUAUAUUAGCCUCUCAGAUAGCUGGGAUUACAGACCUGCCAAUGCGUACAGCUAGAAAAUCUUAUUGCUAUAAAAUAAUUUGUUCAGUGUUAUAUGAGUUAAAUUUGAAAUGUUUAGAGUAAAUUUUGUGUGAAUAUAUAUAAAUUUUUCUGAUUGAUUCACAAACCUCUAGAAUAAAGCCAGUAUACUCUUAAGGAAUAGAAAAAUGUGUUGUGUUACCUUAAAUGAAGCAUGUGGUAGUGUUCAAGAGGGAAGUAAAGUUUUUUGGGGGAUAGGGCCUCAUGUGGCCUAGGCUAGCCUCAGUCUCGUAGUCCUGCUGUAACUUCCCAGGUGCUGGCCUACCAGAUAGCAAGGAAAUUUGAAACAGAUUGUCAACAUAAUGUCUUCGCCAGCCCAUCCUUUUUAUAAGGUUAAGUAACCUUUUUAAUGAGAAAAAAGUUACCUGUUUUUGUAUGACUGUGUAAUCCCAGCACUGGGAAGGUGGAUGUUGGAAAACUAGGACUGUUCAAGACCAAACUGGGCCACAUGAGACCCUGUCGUAUGCUAGAAUCAUUAGAGAAGGUAGCUAUAGAAACAACCAGUAAUUAAAAUAAGACAGCAAACAAAGACAGUGAGCAUAGAAGUAGCCCGUGGGAAGUUGUGAGGUAGAGUGGUAGACAUAAAGUAAGUGUAUCAGUAAUUCCAAACCGGUUUGAAUAGGCUGAUUACUGUAGUUGAAGGACUGGGUUGGUGUGGGACAUAUCUGGAAUUGGAUCCCUCGGGAGGUGAAGAGAAGAUUGCUGUUUCAGAUUAGCUUGGGGGUACAGAGAGCAACUCCAUCUCAAAAAUAAAUAGAAAGUAAAUAAAUGAGAAAGAAAGAUAAUGCUACAAAAAGAUUGAGAUUAAAGGAUGGUGAGAGAAGCCCAUGCUAUUGAGAUAUUAACCAAAGAAAUCAUACAAGGAAAAGUUCAAGAAGAAACAACAGAAAUGAUUUACCAAAAAAGUAAGAAAAAAAUGACAAUGUUCAAAGACUGAUUUCAUUAAAAGGAUCUGAAUAUUUUUAUUUGUAUGUAACUAAUAACAUGACCUCCAUAAAUAAAAAGCAAAGGUUAAUCAAACUACAAAGAGAAAGCUUGGAUUUUUAACAUGCCUGUCUCGAGCAAAAUCAGCAACAUUUGGACAAAUAUCAUUGAAAGAUCUAACAGACAUAUGUGGACUCCGAAUUUACAAGAUACUCUUUUAUUUAAGAAAUUAUUUUCUGUGUCUUCAACUUCAGUCUGAAUAAGUAUCAGUCAGUUCAAAUUAUACACAAUGCCUUCUUGCAUAGGCCUAGGGAUGUCCUUCCAUAUAUUUGGAAAUAUACUUUUAAAUAACUUCAGAAUAACCACUAAUUAACACUUAAUGGAGUUGAGGGGGAAAUAUUUCCCCUUGGAUAAUUUAUGGAAUGUGACGGUUGUAGUGUGUAGUAGGAAGUGUUACCAGAAAACUGAGGUCAGUGAGGAAUUCAUUGUCUCAAGAUGCUAGAGAAUUUUAAAAAAUGAAAGAAGUAGUAAUAGGUUAGAAACAGCAAUUCAGCAGGAGGCAAACAUGGUCAUAACUUGUUAAACAAUUGACAUAUUCUGGGGUGCUCUCUAGCUGUUAAGGAAUUCUUGAGGCCAAGUGUGGUAUCGCACAUUUUUAAUCCUAGCCUUCAGGAUGCAGAGGCCCGAUGAUCUCUUGAGUUCCAGGUCAGCCUGGUCUACAUAAUGAGACCCUCUCUGUCUGGGGGUAGGGGGAAGCAGAGGUAUGGGGGAUUGAGAGGCAUAGUUACUAAGGCCUGCAUUUAGCACUCAGGAGUGUAAGGCCAUGGGCAGCCUUGGCUACAUAGUGAGACUCCUUCCCCUCAACAUUGAAACUAAAUCUUAUACAUUAUUGACUAAUAAGUCCUUUAGUACUUCUAAGUAUAGAAAGUGGAAUAUAUUAGAAAAUAAAGACUAGCUUCCUCAUUCAUAGUCCUUAUCUAUGUAGUGUUAUUUUUUGGCCUUCAGUUAACUGAAUCAGUCCCUUCUCUCCUUUGAAAUAUAGAAUGAGAUGACUAUCUUGUACAUAUUAGCUUCUAUAUGCAGAUAUAAAUUAAACCCAUCCCUGAGUUGGAUUUGCUACUUUGGAGUCCAUGUACGUUUACAAUGGCCAAUAGCGUUUGGUUCCUUCUUGGAUGUUGUAUAGCAUCCCUUCCUAUACCUUUGCUGACACUUUUUUGUUUGUUAAAGCUUUGUUUUGCCAGGCUGUUAAGUGAAGUGUGUUAUGACAGUUUUAAUUUGCACCUUCUGCUAUAUGUAAUUUGCAGUUAAUGCCAUAUUUUCCUAUUUCCAAAUACUACAUUUUCUGUGGAAUGUCUUAAUACUAUUUUCUGUUGAAUGAUUGUUUUCCUACUGGCUGUGUAAGACUUACAACCCUUUUCUCUACUUUAUGGCUAUAUUAGGGUUUUUUUUGUUUUGUUUUGUUUUGCCUUUCUUAAAUGUCAGAUUUGGAUUUGUAAACUCAACCAAUUCAUGAUUGGAAGGUAUCUGCUUGGGUGUUAAUGCAUGUAAAUCAUUUUUUCCAUUCCAGUAUAUUUUCACAAAUCCCAUGCUCUCCUCUUGUGGUUUAUGAUUAAAGUGUAAAUACUGGGCCGUGCAGCCUUGGUUGUGCCGAGUUAGGCAGGGCAUAGUGUUCCUCUUCGUGGAUGGUGACUUAGCUGUCUCAACACUCGGUCCUAUCAGUUUUAAGAACAAAUUCAUAAGCUGUGUUCCUAUAUUUUUGGACUUAUUCCCUUGCCUUAAAUUUUGUUUUUAUUUUGAGAUAAGUCUUCUCAGGCUGGCCUUCACCCCCUGGCCCUCCCAUCAGCUUCCCAUAUGCUGGAAUUACAGGUGCAUGCCCACAUCCGGUUGGACCUCUUGUCUAGCUGAUUUAUUUCCCCCUUUCCUCUCCUCUGCUCCCUUCUCAUCUUUUUAAAAAUUAAUUUUAGCUGGGCAUGGUGCACACACCUUUAAUCCCAGAACUCAGAAUGCAGAGGCAGGAGGAUCUCUGUGAGUCUGAGGACAGCUUGGCCUACAUAGAGUUCCAGGACAGCCAGGACUACAUAGUGAGACUCUGUCUUUAAAAAAAAAAGUUUAAUUCUGUGUAUGUGACCUGUACGUGUGAGUGCUGGUACUUUGGAGACUUCUGUGGGUCGGAGGCGUCGGAUUGCCUGUGGUGGAGUUACGGUGGUGCACAGGGGUGUUAGGAACCAGAAACCGAACUGGGGUCCUUUGCAAGAGCAGGUCAUGCUCUCAUGCACUGAGCCAUUUCUUCAGUUCCCUCUUUCCUUUUGAAAUCGGGCCUUGCAUUGUAGUCCUGUCUGACCCGGAACCUCGGCCGCCCUCCUUCCUUACCUCUAGAGUGUUGCGAUGACCAGUGUAGACCACCUCACCCAUCUUGGAUCUGUUUCUUGACUUUUAUGGCCUGAUGAUCUUCCUAUCUCUUCUUGCAUUAUAAUCAGAGGCAAGUGGAUCUUCGGAGUUCAAGGCCAGCCUGGUCUACACAGUGAGUUCCAGGAUAGCCAGGACUACAUAGUAAGAACCUGUCUCUAAACAUAAAAUUGCUUAAUAAGAUGUUUUGGUACUUGGUAAGCUCUCUAUGUAGCAGAGGAUGACCUUGAACUUGUGCCUCAGGUUAAUUACAAACAUGUACCACCAUGCCCAAUGGGAAGUGGCUUAAAAUGUGUUAUUGAACAUAAUAAAUAUUUGACCAUUAUUAUGGUUUAAAUUCUCCUCUUUUUGGGGCACUUGGGGCAAUUGUUAGUAAAGUGCUUGGCAUACAAGUAUGCAGACCUGGGUUUUGAUCCCCAGCACUCACAUACAAUACCAAGAAGCAGUAUGCUUCUGUGACUCCAUUGUAGGGGAGGGAGGAAGAAGAGGAGUGGAGAUAGGCAGAUCUUAGCCAGCGAGUCUAGCUGAAUCAGCAAGCUCCAUAUAUAAGGAGAGAUCCUGCCUCAAAAAGAAAGGUAGAAAGUAAUAGACAAAGACAACCAGGCUGUCCUUGGACUAAAUGAUCUUCCUGUUUCACUCCUGAAUGCUGAGGUUUCAGAAAUGGGCUAUUACAACCAUCCUUAAGUUAUGUCCUUCAGAAAUACAAAAUUUUUCAAUGAAGAAUUUCUUACUCCAGAACUGAAUAACCUUGGGAUCAUGCCCUCAGAAAUCUCCAUGAUCUCUGGAUGGAGGAGAAGCCUUAAAAGUUGGUUUUGUGCUUACAUGUCUUAAGUAUGGUUAGUUUUAACUGUCAACUUGACACUUAGAAUCAUCUUGGAGGAGAGUCUUACUGAGGAAUUAUUAAGAUCAGGUUGGCCAAUAGAUAUGUCUGGUGGAUUGUCAUGUUGGUUAAUUGGUGUAGAACGACCCAGCCCACUGUGGGUGGCACCAUGCCAUAGGCUGGGUGCUGAACUAUCUAAAAAUGAAGAAAGCUAGCAAGCAAGUAAAAAAUCUAUGCAAUUAUUCUCACAGUUUUUGUGUGGAUGUGAUGCUUGAAGUUCCUGCUUUGAAUCCCCCAUAAUAAUGAUGGACUGUAACCUGGAUUUGUAAGCUGAAUAAAUCCUUUUCUCUCCUAA